Molecule: messenger RNA, 1808 nt
Organism: Thalassophryne amazonica
Lineage: Eukaryota; Metazoa; Chordata; Actinopteri; Batrachoidiformes; Batrachoididae
Gene: chrna10a
Product: cholinergic receptor, nicotinic, alpha 10a
Exons: 5
Coding region: 149-1714 (521 amino acids)
Biological process (GO): monoatomic ion transmembrane transport; chemical synaptic transmission; regulation of membrane potential
Cellular component (GO): postsynaptic membrane; synapse; neuron projection
Molecular function (GO): acetylcholine-gated monoatomic cation-selective channel activity; transmembrane signaling receptor activity
Source: RefSeq, a predicted model, not a curated record
GGAUUAGCGUCGCGCAGGCAGUUGAGCAACUUUGUCAAAGCAGUCCUGCUAAAUGUGAUAUUUUGUUUUCCUUUUCUUUUUUCCCUUUCGAAUAAUAGAACAAGUGUGCUGAAAUGUUCUUUGGAUCGAGAUAAACUGUUUCUGCAAGAUGAACCGAUGGAGAAUACAGACUGCAUUUCUGUUGCCUUUCUGUGUCAGUAUUUUGCCAACCUGCUGGGGUGCUCAUGGGAGAUAUGCUCAGAAGCUCCUGAAGGAUUUAUUCCCAAACUACACCAGUGCGCUGAGGCCUGUGGAGGAUACAAAUACUGUACUGAACGUGACCCUGCAGGUUACUCUGUCACAAAUAAUUGAUAUGGAUGAGCGAAACCAAAUUCUGACUGCAUAUUUAUGGAUUCGGCGGGUAUGGAUUGAUGCUUACCUUAAGUGGAACAAAGAUGAGUAUGAUGGACUCGACACCAUCCGCAUACCUAGUAGUUAUGUAUGGAAGCCUGAUAUAGUCCUAUAUAACAAUGCUGAUGAUCACUUCACUGGCCCCAUGGACACCAAUGUGGUGAUCCGACACGAUGGCCAAAUAACAUGGGAUUCCCCAGCUAUUACCAAGAGCUCGUGCAAAGUAGACGUGUCCUUUUUCCCCUUUGAUGCUCAGCAGUGCAGGUUCACAUAUGGCUCGUGGACUUACAGUGGCAACCAAGUGGACAUCUUGAAUGCCCUGGAGAGUGCUGACUUGGCUGACCUGGUGGAAAAUGUAGAGUGGGAGGUGCUCGGUAUGCCAGCUAAGAGGAACGUCAUUCUGUAUGGCUGCUGUGCUGACCCUUAUCCUGAUGUAACCUACACUCUGAAGCUGAAGAGACGCGCUUCCUUCUAUGUCUUCAACUUGCUCAUACCAUGUGUGAUGAUCUCUUUCCUGGCUCCACUGGGAUUCUACCUGCCUGCAGAGUCUGGAGAGAAGGUGUCCCUGGGUGUCACAGUGAUGUUGGCUCUCAUUGUUUUUCAGCUUUUGGUUGCAGAGAUUAUGCCACCCUCUGAGAAUGUGCCACUUAUUGGAAAGUAUUACAUUGCAACCAUGACCAUGAUCACAGCUUCAACUGCACUGACCAUUUUCAUUAUGAACAUACACCACUGUGGCCCGGAUGCCAAACCUGUUCCCAAAUGGGCUAAGAAAGUCAUUCUACAGUAUCUGGCUAGAAUGUGUUUUGUUUAUGAAGUUGGAGAGAACUGCAUGUCUGCACAAUCAGAGAAACAGGAGCCAUUUGUGAAGUACGGCAACUGUACCUUAAGUGGUCAAUCCCGACCAGGCAGAGAGGAUUCUAUAUUCAAAAUGGAGACGGGCCCAGAUGGAGUGGUGGCCAGACCCACAGAGGAACAAAAUGACAUUGAUCAGAUUAUAAAUCCAAUGGAAUCCAUUGAAAAUAACCCUAACCGCUGCAGCAUGUGGAAGGCCGACAUUUACAUGAGCACAGAUGGAGGUGAUUCAGUCGGUGGUCAGAGAAGAUGCAAGAAUGUGUCAGAGGUUUCCUGCAGUUCUCCCAGCCACGAGAAGCAGCUAUUGCAUAGCAUUGAGUAUGUGGCCAAUUGCUACAGAGAUCAGAGAGCCACGCAGAAACGGACUGGCGAGUGGAAAAAGGUGGCCAAAGUUUUAGACCGAUUCUUUAUGUGGAUAUUUUUUGUCAUGGUGUUUUUCUUGAGCCUUCUCAUUAUGGGUAAAGCAAUCUAACUGCUGGCAUGCUGAGAAGAGUCAGUUACUGUGAUUACAAAAAUAGUGUUUUGAUUUCAAUAUCACAAUAUGAUUACAGGAUUGGGUAAAACCA